AUGGAUACGUUCAUUGAUGGGCGCUUCGAGCGCCUGGAAAAGGCACUCGCGGGCCUCAUCGACUCCGUCACCAAGUACCAUCCUUCGAUGAUCCAGGCUGAGGAGCUCGUAGCUGCGGAUGCAGAACUCGCAAAGGGUCUUGAGCAAGAGAUUUCACUGACGUUUUGUACGACAGUGCAAGCCCACCAAAACAACUACGUGAGAAUACUCGAAUUACGGCAAGCGUCGGCUAGCCUCGACACGCAAAUACGCGACACCUUAACAAGUCUCGCCAACGCUCGCCGAGAUAUUGUCAACACCCCUACUACAAAAUUUCCGUCCGGCCCCAAUUACCCCAUCGCUUAUUCAGAACUACUCAGCUAUGCGCGGCGCAUCAGCAAGAUGACAAUGCCGCCGGCGGCCACGAUAAACGCAUCGGUUGCUCCUUCUGGCUUGCAAAGCCCUACCGCUGGUGAAUCAUCACAGGCUGUCACACCCGCGGCGACGACCCCCGCGGCCGGCGCGACACCAGCUACCAGUACACCACUACCAACGCAAAGCCCCGCCGCUCUCAAUGGCGUAGGCGGUGCGCAUGGCGCCGGCGCACAGCAGUCUCAACAGGUGCAGGGAAGCUCCUCGGGGCCCUCACUGCUGACGAGCCUACCCGAGCCCAUGACGCAGUGGCUGAACCCGCUCUCAGGGCAGGUCUUCUUCCCAUGGCCGCAAGAGGACAAGAUUCGAUCCGGAUCGCUCGCGGCCAACCAGAUCCUCGUCGAGGCAGGCAUCAAUCCGCGGGGGUACGACCCCGUCGCGGAGGAAGAGCGCAAGAAGAAGGAGGAGGCAGAACGCAAGGAGCGCGAAGAGCAAGAGGCACGAGAGCAGGAGGAACGCGACAGAAUCUUGCGCGAGGAGAGAGAAAGAGUGCGGCAGGAGCGUGAGCGCCAGAGGGAAAAGGAGCAAGAAGAAUGGCGCAGGGCGAGCGUUGCCGCGGGCACGGCAGACGCACCAGGCAGUGCGCUGCCCAAGGGUCCCGAGAAGAAGCAGUUCCAGUUCACAAAUUUGGACGAUCUGGAUGAUGACGAUGACGAUGACUAG
Molecule: messenger RNA, 1074 nt
Organism: Cordyceps militaris CM01
Lineage: Eukaryota; Fungi; Ascomycota; Sordariomycetes; Hypocreales; Cordycipitaceae
Exons: 2
Coding region: 1-1074 (357 amino acids)
Biological process (GO): regulation of transcription by RNA polymerase II
Cellular component (GO): mediator complex
Molecular function (GO): transcription coregulator activity
Source: RefSeq, a predicted model, not a curated record